GCAGUAACAAUGCACUGCAUUUUCCGGUAAUUCUGCGAAGAAGACGAACGCGGAAGCAAUCGAAUUUAGUGACUGUAAUCCUCGCUUCAUCUUUUUUCUUAUCUGAAAUGUGUGCUGGUUGUGUGCAUAAAGAAUAUCCAGACAGGGGUAAUACCUGUUUGGAAAAUGGUUCAUAUCUCAUGAACUUUCUUGGCUGUGCCAACUGUCACCAGAGAGACUUUGUGUUGAUCAGUGACAAGACUGCGGUGAAUGAGGAUGAGGAGGAGAUUGUUACCUAUUUGCAUAUGUGCAAGAACUGUGACCAUGUCAUAGCCAGACAUGAAUACACCUUCACUGUGGUGGAUGACUAUCAGGAAUACACAAUGUUGUGUAUGUUGUGUGGAAAAGCAGAGGACUCCAUCAGCGUGCUGCCAGAUGAUCCUAGGCAAACAGCACCUCUGUUUUAAAUUAUUUGCACUGAAGCCAAGACAGGGAAUUGCAUUCAUACAGAGCAUCUGAUGCAUGUUUUAAGGGAGCCGUAAUACAUGCAUUUUCAUACGCUUCGCACUGGAGAACAGCAUACAUGUUGUUAUGUAUAACUCCAGGAGAAUAUAUUGCAGAAUGCAUUGUGCUCUUUAUUUCUACUUGGUCCUAGUGGCAUCUAGGUACACAGUGCUCAUAAAGGAACUUGAGCUUGACGGGUCAUUCCUUAAUUUUAAACUAUUAAUAUUAAACCAUUGUUCCUCAAGCUUCUGUUCAUCCCAUGAUCAUCCAUUGUUUUCCAUGAGUAGCUCUUUUUAACCUGAUUGGUAGAAACUGUAUAGCAGAUUAGGUUAACAUGGAUUAUCAGUUUCUUAGAAAGCAGAUUUACAUCCUUAUCUCACUGUGGUAAGGCAAAUUGGAUAAACACGAUAUAUUUGAAUUAAAUACACGUUAAUGAUGCAACCAAGGAUAACAUAUUUACUAAUUUUUAAGGGAAUCUACAUGAAAUGUACUUUGUAAAUUGUCAUGCUUUAUUUCUAGUGUUAAUGCAACAAUAAAAUAAUUUUGUAUGCUUUGUCUAAAUAAACUAAAUUUGUUGUA
Paramisgurnus dabryanus is the source of this 1062-nucleotide messenger RNA. RefSeq names its product churchill domain containing 1 (gene churc1). Gene Ontology annotation, biological process: fibroblast growth factor receptor signaling pathway; positive regulation of DNA-templated transcription; multicellular organism development. NCBI's taxonomy places the organism in Eukaryota, Metazoa, Chordata, Actinopteri, Cypriniformes, Cobitidae. Gene Ontology annotation, molecular function: zinc ion binding. The record is from RefSeq and is a predicted model, not a curated record.